GCCAAAGGGAAGAAACAAUUCCCGCGGCCACUGGAGUUGAAGGGAAAGCUUAAGUUAAGCCAGCUCCCUUCUUUAUUCUUUACACUACAAAGAAAAAGAAAAGCAUCCAUUCAUUGCUGUGUUCAGUUUCUGUUAUUAGAACAAAAAUGUCUUCAUCGAAGCGCCAGAGUAAUGGCAGAUCACCACUGGUCAAUCCACAGCGUCAAAUAACUUCCUUCUUCUCCAAGACUACCUCCCCUUCCCCCUCUCCUUCUCCUUCUCCUACUUUCUCCAAAUUAAACCCUAAUAAAUUGAUACAUAACACUAACCCUAACCCUAGCUCUCAACGCAGUCCGAGCAAGAGUCCGACUACCCCAUCCCCCUUCCAACAUAAGCGUAAUAAACCUCGCCUUGUCAUCGGGGAAAACCCCUCUCCUCCUCCUUCUUCAACCCCUGCCACCACAAAAUCCCACGGAGAAGAAGUAUUGGAAAAGAGGAUCAGCGUUUACUGGCCCUUGGAUAAGGUAUGGUAUGAGGGUUAUGUAAAAUAUUUUGAUAAGGAAUGUAAUAAGCAUUUGAUUCAGUAUGAUGAUGGCGAAGAGGAACUGUUGGAUUUGGGAAAGGAAAAGAUCGAGUGGAUCCAGGGGAGUGUAACUGGUUUCAAACGACUGCGCCGUGGUUCUUCUCUAGCAUUCAAGAAGGUGGUGAUUGAAGACGAUGAGGAACUGGAGGGUGUAGAGGAAAAUACUGAUAGGGAGAGUGACUCAAGUGAUGAUGAUUGGGACAAGAAAUCAGAGAAGGAGCAGUUUAGUGAGGAUGAGGAAGUGGAUUUGGUAGAUGAACAAGAGGAGAAAAUGUUGAGAGGUAAGAAGCGGAAAGCUGAUGGAGGAGGGAAGAAGAUUAAGAGUGGUGGUGAAUUAGUUAAAGGAGGGUUCAAGGUUUCUGUUAUGGAGCCUAUGAAGGAUCUUGAGAUUGAGAAGGUAUCCGAUUUUGAUAAGGCACUUGUGGGUGAUUCAUCAGAAAGGUUUAGUGCACGUGAAGCAGAGAAGCUUUGCUUCCUUGGACCAGAUCGUCAUGAUGCAAAAAGGAGACGUCCGGGAGAUGCUAAUUAUGACCCAAGGACUCUAUACUUGCCUUCUGAUUUCUUAAAGAGUCUAUCAGGUGGCCAGAGACAAUGGUGGGAGUUUAAGUCAAAACAUAUGGACAAGGUUGUCUUUUUUAAGAUGGGAAAAUUUUAUGAACUUUUUGAAAUGGAUGCACAUAUAGGAGUUAAAGAACUUGACCUGCAAUAUAUGAAGGGAGGACAACCUCAUUGUGGAUUUCCAGAGAAGAAUUUCUCAAUGAAUGUGGAAAAAUUGGCUAGAAAGGGUUAUCGAGUUCUUGUGGUGGAGCAAACAGAAACUCCUGAGCAGAUGGAACUUCGCCGGAAAGAGAAAGGUUCUAAGGAUAAGGUUGUGAAACGAGAAAUAUGUGCAAUAGUCACAAAAGGAACCUUAACUGAGGGAGAGUUGCUAUCAGCAAACCCUGAUGCUUUGUAUUUAAUGGCAAUUACUGAAAGCAAUAGGACUCUUGCAAGCCAAAAUGCAGAGCGUAUUUUUGGUGUUUGUGUGAUUGAUGUUGCUACAAGCAGGAUAAUUCUUGGACAGGUUGGAGAUGAUUUUGAUUGCAGUGCACUGUGUUGUCUUUUGUCUGAGCUAAGACCUGUUGAAAUUAUAAAACCUGCUAAUAUGCUUAGUCCUGAAGCUGAAAGAGCGAUCAUGAGACACACACGGAAUCCCUUGGUGAACGAGUUGGCGCCUCUUUCAGAAUUCUGGGAUGCAGAGAAAACUGUUAAGGAAAUCAAAACUAUUUAUAAGUGUAUGAGUAAUCAAUCAGCUUCUGCAUUGUCAAGUAGAGCAGAUUCACAUGGUUUUAAUUCUCUUGCUGAGGAAGAUGAGUUGAGCUUCCUUCCAGAUGUUUUGUCAGAGCUAGUGAAGUCUGGUGAGAAUGGGAGCUUAGCUCUUUCAGCUCUUGGAGGCACCCUAUAUUAUCUAAAGCAAGCUUUUUUGGAUGAGACAUUGCUUAGAUUUGCAACCUUUGAAUUACUUCCAUGCUCUGGUUUUGGUGAUUUUGCCAGAAAACCGUACAUGGUUCUUGAUGCUGCAGCAUUGGAAAACCUUGAAAUUUUUGAGAACAGUAGAAAUGGAGACUCUGCUGGGACACUGUAUGCACAGCUGAAUCACUGUGUGACAGCAUUUGGGAAGAGGUUGCUGAAGACAUGGCUAGCUAGACCUUUAUAUAAUUCUGGAUUAAUUAAGGAACGCCAGGAUGCUGUUGCUGGUAUAAGGGGAGUAAACCUACCUUUUGCACUUGAAUUUCGGAAAGCCUUGUCUAGGCUUGCAGACAUGGAGCGGUUGCUUUCACGCAUCUAUGCUAGCAGUGAAGCUAAUGGAAGAAAUGCAAAAAAAGUAGUUUUGUAUGAGGAUGCAGCAAAGAAGCAGCUUCAAGAGUUCAUAUCAGCGCUUCGUGGUUGUGAAUUAAUGGCUGAAGCAUGUUCUUCACUUGGUGUUAUUUUGGACAAUACCGAUUCAAGACAGUUACAUCAUAUGUUAACUUAUGGUAAAGGUCUUCCCAACAUUGUUUCAAGUCUUAAACAUUUCAAGGAUGCCUUUGAUUGGGUGGAAGCCAAUAAUUCUGGACGUAUAAUGCCUCAUGAAGGAGCUGAUGUGGAGUAUGACAACUCUUGUAAGAAGAUUAAGGAGAUAGAAUCUAGUUUGACAAAACACCUAAAGGAACAAAGAAAAUCACUUGGAGACACAUCAAUCGCUUAUGUCACAGUUGGAAAAGAGGCAUAUUUGUUGGAGCUACCAGAAAGUUUGAGUGGACUAGUUCCUCAGGAUUAUGAAUUACGUUCCUCCAAAAAGGGCUUCUUCAGGUACUGGACUCCAAGUAUUAAGAAGUUGUUGGGAGAGCUUUCACAAGCUGAAUCUGAAAAGGAGUCAGCAUUGAAGAGCAUAUUGCAGAGGUUAAUUGGGCAAUUUUGUGAACAUCAUAAUAAGUGGAGACAGUUAGUUUCUACAACUGCAGAACUGGAUGUUUUAAUCAGUUUAGCUAUCUCAAAUGACUUUUAUGAAGGCCCGACAUGCCGUCCAGUUAUCUUAGAUUCCUCAUCUUCAAAUGAAGUGCCGUGCCUCUCUGCAAAAAGUUUAGGACAUCCUGUUCUCAGAAGCGAUUCUUUAGGCAAGGGUGCAUUCGUCCCUAAUGACAUUACCAUUGGUGGUUCUGGUAAUGCCAGUUUUAUUCUCCUCACUGGUCCUAACAUGGGAGGAAAGUCUACCCUCCUUCGCCAAGUGUGCUUAGCCGUGAUAUUGGCACAGUUGGGAGCAGAUGUCCCUGCAGAAAGCUUCAAGCUGUCACCUGUUGACCAAAUCUUUGUUCGGAUGGGUGCAAGAGAUCAUAUUAUGGCAGGCCAGAGCACAUUUUUAACAGAGCUUUCAGAAACUGCAUUGAUGUUGUCAUCAGCAACUUGUAAUUCACUGGUGGUGCUAGAUGAACUUGGACGUGGGACUUCAACUUCAGAUGGACAAGCCAUUGCGGAAUCUGUUCUUGAACAUUUCGUUGAUAAGGUGAAAUGUCGUGGAAUGUUUUCAACUCACUAUCAUCGGUUAGCUGUAGACUAUAAGAAAGAUCCCAGGGUCUUUCUUUGCCAUAUGGCCUGCCAAGUUGGAAAUCAAAUUGGAGGUGUAGAAGAAGUUACAUUUCUUUAUAGGUUGACCCCUGGUGCAUGCCCUAAAAGCUAUGGUGUCAAUGUUGCACGACUAGCUGGACUUCCUCACUCUGUGCUUGAAAAAGCAGCUGCAAAGUCCACAGAGUUUGAAGCUCUAUAUGGUUUUCGCAAUAAGGAAUUUAAAGAGGAACUGUCCAUUUACUAUUAUGCUAAUAAGGUGAUGGUCUUCAUCCAAGAUUUGAUCGGUGGCGCCACAACAUUAAGUUGCCAGUCUGAGGAAAAUGGUGUUAGUUACCUAUAUGAACUUCAGCACAGAGCAAGGUUACUUACGCAGCAAAACUAAAGGUUCCUGCUGCUUAAAAGACUGCAUGUGUCACAUCUGCAUGUACGUCAAUAUCAUUAUGGUGGUAAAAAAAUUUUUUAUGUGGACUCUUGGAUUGUUAAUUUUGACAUGGGACCAAAGGAUUUGAAAUCUGGAUUUUAUGUGAGAGAAAGUUAACCUUGUUUUGGGGAACAAUUUAGUAAAUUAGGUACAACAAAAUAAGUUGGUUCACACUUUUUUUUGGUAAUUUAGGUUAAGCAGUUGUACCAGUAGGAAUUGUUGAGGCCUUUAUUUUUCUGUGAUUGGAAGAAUUGUGCUUCCACCCCAGUCUGUAGUGUGUACAUAUUUGUGAUGUAAAUUUUGGUAAUUCAUUUCACUCAACGAAGCUCAAGGUUGUUGGGCUUGCCCGUAUAUGUGAAGAUGUAAGUUGAUAAUUCAAAUUACUUGAUUAUAAAGUGAAAUCACAGUAGUGAGAGGCUGUUGAUUCUAUUUA
Molecule: messenger RNA, 4500 nt
Organism: Mangifera indica (mango)
Lineage: Eukaryota; Viridiplantae; Streptophyta; Magnoliopsida; Sapindales; Anacardiaceae
Product: DNA mismatch repair protein MSH6
Exons: 21
Coding region: 147-4028 (1293 amino acids)
Biological process (GO): mismatch repair
Cellular component (GO): nucleus
Molecular function (GO): ATP-dependent DNA damage sensor activity; ATP binding; mismatched DNA binding
Source: RefSeq, a predicted model, not a curated record